Diatraea saccharalis (sugarcane borer) is the source of this 1122-nucleotide messenger RNA. Lineage: Eukaryota; Metazoa; Arthropoda; Insecta; Lepidoptera; Crambidae. The record is from the annotation of a GenBank genome assembly.
AUGAAUGUGCCUAGAACCCAAAGAGAAAGUGCUCCCACAAAAUUUUCACAGGAAACUAUAGAAGAGAGGUAUAAGAGGUGUUCUCUUCUGAAUUUAAUCGAACAUAUCGAUAUAUACGGCAAAUUUCACUCGGCUUACUUAGAAAAAUGUAAGCGUAGAACGAUUAAUUCAGCAGUGUCAGUCAGCUCGGUGUCUACGUCUUCAAGUAAAUUCUUUAAAGGAAAUCCCAGUGUUUCUGAUAAAAUUCGUGUAAAUGAGAAGUUGAGUAAGUUCUCUGUGACGACCAAAGUGUCUGGUCUGUAUCCGGGUCAUGAUAUUUUAUCUAAAAGGGCCAGGAAGCUGAGGGCGUGUGCUAUUAGAAAUCUACCGCUUAAUGUAGUGAUGACCCGGUCCUGCGCGCACAGGUCCAGGGCGGUGUGCGCGCGCGCGUGCGCCGCCUCGCACGGGUCCGGCAGCCCCGCGCAGCCCGGCAGGAACAGCCCGCCCGCCACCAGGGACAACGCGCGCCUGCACACGCGAUACCGUCACAUACAGGGACAACCAGGGACAACGCGCGCCUGCACACGGCAUAGCGUCAUAUACAGGGACAACCAGGGACAACGCGCGCCUGCACACGGCAUAGCGACAUAUACAGGGACAACCAGGGACAACGCGCGCCUGCACACGCGAUACCGUCAUAUACAGGGACAACCAGGGACAACGCGCGCCUGCACACGCGAUACCGUCAUAUACAGGGACAACCAGGGACAACGCGCGCCUGCACACGGCAUAGCGUCACAUACAGGGGCAAACAGGAACAACGCGCGCCUGCACACGGCAUACCGUCAUAUACAGGGACAACCAGGGACAACGCGCGCCUGCACACGGCAUAGCGACAUAUACAGGGACAACCAGGGACAACGCGCGCCUGCACACGCGAUACCGUCAUAUACAGGGACAACCAGGGACAACGCGCGCCUGCACACGGCAUACCGUCAUAUACAGGGUCAACCAGGGACAACGCGCGCCUGCACACGGCAUAGCGACAUAUACAGGGACAACCAGGGACAACGCGCGCCUGCACACGCGAUACCGUCAUAUACAGGGACAACCAGGGACAACGCGCGCCUGCACACGGCAUAG